CCUCACUGCCCCUUUUUUUGUUCUUUGCUCUUGCUGCUUUACUGCUUUGCUUCCCACUACCCAUUUCAACUUCAAUGGAUGAUCUUGAAUCCAAAACUCUAGUUCAUACAUAAAUUUUUACAGGUUUUGUUUGUAUUCUGAAUCAAUUUUCAAGCUCGUUUGAUAAUGUUAAUGGCUUCAAUUUCCCCCUCAAAUUUCACCCACACAUGUUUAAGCGAUAAGACUCCCAUUUCUCCCAACUUGCUUUUAUCUUCUUGCUCUGUAAAUUUCCAGUUCCAGCCUCACAAUUCUCAGUUGCGAAGAUGCGGGGCGGUUAGAACCAGUUCAGAAGGUCGCCGGAGCACGGAGCCUUACGGAGCGGAGUUGCUCAGGAAGCCGGUAAUUUCGCCUGCGCUAGAGGAGGAGGAGGAAGAAGAGGAUGGCGAGGACGAGAACGGUGGAGGUGAGGAUGAAGAAACAAUGAUUGAUUGGGAGGAGCAGAUUUUGCGGGACACUGUUCCUUUAGUUAAUUUUGUCAGGAUGAUUCUUCAUUCUGGAAAGUACAAAAGUGGGGAUAGGCUAAGUACUGAGCAUGAAAGAACGAUCGUAGAAAGGUUGCUUCCGUAUCAUCCAGAAUAUGAACUAAAGAUCGGAAGUGGAAUAGACUAUAUUACGGUCUCUGGCUCAUCCUUUCGAAAAUGAUGCUGAAAAUACUUAUUUAUCUUUGCUGUCUCUUUGACCAAUAUUAUUAACAUUUCACUUUACAAGUUGAUUUAUUCGGGGAUUUUUUUUAUUGUGGUUGACAGGUUGGCUAUCACCCAGAUUUUGAGAUGUCUAGAUGCUUAUUCAUAGUUCGAAAGGAUGGAGAAAUGGUUGAUUUUUCUUAUUGGAAAUGUAUAAAAGGCUUGAUCAGAAAAAACUAUCCAUUGUAUGCUGACACAUUUAUCUUUCAACAUUUUAAAAAGCCUAUCCGUAAGGACUUGAGGUAAAGUCCACUUCUAGAAACAUGCUGUAUGAAUACUUUCCUAUUUCUGGGCAUGUUUUUCCUCUUGUCUUGAGAUAUUUGUGUAUGUUAGUUAGAGGCGAUCAUUCGUAAUAUAAUGGAAAUUAUUAGAUCUCUUCUCUUUAUUUGGAAAUGGGCUUACGGAGCACUAUCUAGCUAUUUAGAGAGAUAGCACAGGUAGAACUCUGUUCGCAGUUCUCAUUGCGGAUUCUAUAUCAUGCUAGGAGAAAAUACUGACACCUUUCCAAUUCUCAUGUGGAGAUUUGUAUCUCAUCCAUGCCUUCAGAGUCUCACCACUUGUAGCAAUUGUCACUUUUCUUCUGCAUAGUUUGUUCCAAUGGGAAGAUGAAUAAUGGAUUCCUCCAUCUCCUGCAUAGGAAAUUUGAACCUGUUAAAGAUAGACUGUAGAAAAUCUGCAUGCGAAGUGCUAAAGUAAGGACUGCAUUUUCAUUUAUUGGUGUGAACGCCAUGUUAUUACUAAGCUAGAUGCUUAUAGUAACUUUUGAUUCACUUCUAACUGGUAAACUGCCUCUUUUGUUCUUUUAGUACUGUUUGUUUGCUCCUCCUAAUGUUAGU
Molecule: messenger RNA, 1558 nt
Organism: Oldenlandia corymbosa var. corymbosa
Lineage: Eukaryota; Viridiplantae; Streptophyta; Magnoliopsida; Gentianales; Rubiaceae
Source: the annotation of a GenBank genome assembly